Molecule: messenger RNA, 999 nt
Organism: Closterium sp. Yama58-4
Lineage: Eukaryota; Viridiplantae; Streptophyta; Zygnematophyceae; Desmidiales; Closteriaceae
Source: the annotation of a GenBank genome assembly
AUGUUGGCUGUUCGACCAUCCGCGAUCGCUUCGCCGACGCAGCUGCACAGCGUCGGGUGCACGUCACACCUACGCCGACACGUGGCACCGCUCAAACCCGUCACCAAUCACCACCGAGCGAACCUUGUCAGCUGGAGCAGCUCGGCAUUCCCAAGGCGUUCCUUAUCUCUCCGCUCACCGCCGCUGCACUGCCAGCAGGCGCAGCAUGGCCGUUCCUUUGACUCCACCCGCAACACACAUGGCACACGUCAUGCCCGGCCCGUGAGACCGCGAGCUGCCACUGCAGGACAGAAAGAAAGCCCAAAUUCGGAUAAGGUAGCAUCUAAAGGAGGGGCUCUGGAGGGGAGGCUAGCGUGGAGGCUAGCAGGGAAGCAGGAGGCAAGGCACGAGGCAAGGCAAGGGGGGAGCAUGGAUAAGGGAAUGGAAGUGCGAAUGUUCACAGAGGAUCUACCCACGCAGAUGGAGGCGAUCACGACAGGGGCGACGACGCUGGUGACGGAGGUGAAGAGGAGCCCCCCUGACGUGGACUAUUUGCAGGAGCUGCUGGCGAUCCAGCAGUCGGGGCCGCGGAACAUUGGGUUCUUUGGCACGCGCAACAUGGGCUUCAUGCACCAACAGCUCAUCGAGAUCCUCAGCUAUGCUAUGAUUAUUACGAACAACCACAUUUACACGUCGGGAGCUGCAGGCACAAACGCAGCAGUGAUCCGCGGAGCGCUGAGGGCGGAGAAGGCGGAGCUGCUGACCGUCAUUCUCCCCCAGUCGCUGGGCAAGCAGCCUCCUGAGAGCCAGGAGCUGCUCAAAAAGGUGGAGAAUCUGGUGGAGAAGCCACACAACGACCAUCUUCCCCUGCUCGAAGCAAGCAGGCUGUGCAACAUGGACAUUCUAUCGGAGGUGGAGCAUGUGAUCUGCUUUGCCUUCCAUGACAGCCGGCUGCUCAUGGAGACGUGUCAGGAGGCCAAGGAUAUGGGCAAGAUUGUCACCCUCUUCUACCUCGAUUGA